Molecule: messenger RNA, 1928 nt
Organism: Aspergillus vadensis CBS 113365
Lineage: Eukaryota; Fungi; Ascomycota; Eurotiomycetes; Eurotiales; Aspergillaceae
Product: putative IMP dehydrogenase
Exons: 2
Coding region: 423-1793 (456 amino acids)
Biological process (GO): GTP biosynthetic process
Cellular component (GO): cytoplasm
Molecular function (GO): IMP dehydrogenase activity
Source: RefSeq, a predicted model, not a curated record
UAUCGUCGAUCUGUUGAUUAUUUUUCUAUUCUUGACUCUUAUCAUUCUUUUUUGACGAGUUACGAUAGAACCGGUAGAGUCUUCACCAUGCCUAUCUCCAACGGUGACUCUCUUGGCCGCGCCAUGCAGGCUGAGAUCCAGGACCACACCAAGGCCCUGGAGGUCCUGAAGACCUACACUACUCAGGAUGGUCUGGACGUUGACACUCUGCUUGACUCGGACAAGCACGGAGCGUUGACCUACAACGACUUCCUGAUCUUGCCCGGAUACAUCGGUAAGACGAACACCUUGAGUUUCUGGUGAUUCUUGUUCGUGCUCGGUUGCUUAUACGCCCCAUCACAGGCUUCCCUGCCUCCGAUGUCACUCUGGACACUCCCGUCACCAAGCGUGUCUCUCUGAAGGUUCCCCUUCUGUCCUCUCCCAUGGAUACCGUUACCGAGCACAACAUGGCCAUCCACAUGGCUCUGCUGGGUGGUCUGGGUGUUAUCCACCACAACUGCGCUCCUGAGGAUCAGGCCGAGAUGGUCCGCAAGGUCAAGAGAUACGAGAACGGUUUCAUCUCCGACCCCGUCGUCCUUUCUCCCAAGGCCUCUGUCCGCGAGGCCAAGGAGCUGAAGGCCAAGUGGGGCUUCGGUGGUUUCCCUGUUACUGAGAACGGAACCCUCCGCUCCAAGCUUGUUGGUAUUGUCACUUCCCGUGACAUCCAGUUCCACGGCGACCUUGAUGACUCCGUCACCGCCAUCAUGUCCACUGACCUCAUCACUGCCCCCGCUGGCACCACCCUGGCCGAGGCUAACGAGGUCCUCCGUUCCUCCAAGAAGGGCAAGCUCCCCAUUGUUGAUGAGAACGGCAACCUCGUCUCCCUGCUGUCCCGCAGCGAUUUGAUGAAGAACCUCCACUACCCCCUCGCCUCCAAGCUCCCCCAGUCCAAGCAGCUCAUCGCCGCUGCUGCCAUUGGUACCCGUGAGCAGGACAAGACCAGACUCAAGCUCCUUGUUGAUGCUGGUCUCGACAUUGUUAUCCUGGACAGCAGCCAGGGUAACAGCAUGUACCAGAUUGAGAUGAUCAAGUGGAUCAAGCAGAACUUCCCCGAGAUCGACGUUAUCGGUGGUAACGUUGUCACUCGUGAGCAAGCCGCAGCCCUGAUUGCUGCUGGUGUCGAUGGCCUGAGAAUUGGCAUGGGCAGCGGUAGUGCUUGCAUCACCCAGGAGGUCAUGGCUGUUGGCCGUCCCCAGGCCAUUGCUGUCCGCAGCGUCACCGCUUUCGCCGCUCGCUUCGGUGUUCCUUGCAUUGCUGACGGUGGUGUCCAGAACGUUGGUCACAUCGUCAAGGGUCUGGCUAUGGGUGCCUCCACUGUCAUGAUGGGAGGUCUCCUUGCCGGUACCACCGAGUCUCCUGGCGAGUACUUCAUGAGCAAGGAGGGUCAGCUCGUCAAGUCCUACCGUGGUAUGGGCAGUAUCGCCGCCAUGGAGGACAAGAAGGCCGGCGCUGGCUCCAAGGACAGCAAGGCCAGCAACGCUGGUACUGCCCGUUACUUCUCUGAGAAGGACGGUGUCCUGGUUGCUCAGGGUGUCGCUGGUUCCGUUCUCGACCGUGGCUCCGUCACCAAGUUCGUUCCCUACCUCGUUGCGGGUGUCCAGCACUCCCUGCAGGAUAUCGGUGUUCCCAGCCUUAAGGCUCUCCACGAGGGUGUGAACAACGGAACUGUCCGCUUCGAGAUGAGAAGUGCCAGCGCCAUGGCCGAGGGUAACGUCCACGGUCUCCACAGCUACGACAAGAAGCUCUACUCUUAAGCGGUAACAGCUUGAGUGCCAAAGUUUCUUUGCUUAUUUCCUUUUCGUUUAAUUGAUAUCAAGAGCCUUUCUGUUGAUACGUUUUGUUACAUGAUGAUAUGUGGCUGUUACGAAAACAAAAGCUCGGGCAUGGGG